AUGGAGUCUGAGAUACUCACCCGUGGGUUGCUCUACCUAUCUCUAACACUGUUGGGUGUCCCUGGUAACAGCAUAGUUAUCUGGGCAUUUGUACGACUGGCUUACCAGGAGCGCCAUCUCUUGCCAGCUGAUGCCAUCGUGUUGCACCUAGCUUCUGCCAACCUGAUAGUGGUGGGGGUGCGUUGCCUUCUGGAAAGCCUUGCCACCUUCCAGCUAUCUGACGUCUUUAGCGACACUGGGUGUAAGGCGGUAAUAUUUCUCUAUCGUACAUCUCGGUCACUCUCCAUUUGGCUGACGUUUGUGCUCAGUGCUUAUCAGUGCCUGAGCACUGCUGCUCCAGGGUCACGCUGGGCUGCUGUCCGUGCCCUCGCUGCCAGGAACCUGGGUUGCAUCUUUCUAGUGCUGUGGCUCAUCAACACAUCCAUGAGCUCAGCAGCUGUCCUUUUUUCUUUAAGUUCAAGAAACAACUCAAGCCUUAUGCAGCAUGGCAUUAAUGUGGAGUUCUGCUUUGUGCGCUUUCCUUCAAAGCUCUCACGUGAUGCCAACGGAGCAGCCCAGGUGAGCAGAGAUGUGUUGCCCAUGGCACUCAUGACCACAGCCAGUUUAAUUAUUUUGUUUUUCCUCUACCAUCAUACACAUCAAGUCAAAAGUGUCCAUAAGAGCACAUGCAACAGGGGAGGAAGCCUUUCCUCAGAGCGAAGGGCAGCUAUUACAGUGGUAACUUUGGUGACAUUGUAUGUGAUAUUCUAUGGUGUGGACAAUGGUUUGUGGGUGUACACACUCACAGUAAAGGAAACUAUGAGUUCAUCAGUGGUGUCAGACUUGCGUGUUUUUUUCUCAUCACUGUAUGCUGCCGUUAGCCCCUUUGUCAUCAUUGUCUCUAACAAGAAAGUCAAGAAACUUCUGAAAUGUGAGCUUGAAGAGAAGCUUCUGCUAAACACAGAGACGGCUCUUUCCUCUGUAUAA
This is a messenger RNA of Alosa sapidissima (American shad), 966 nucleotides long. Its product is annotated as olfactory receptor class A-like protein 1. Gene Ontology annotation, molecular function: pheromone receptor activity. Gene Ontology annotation, biological process: G protein-coupled receptor signaling pathway. The record is from RefSeq and is a predicted model, not a curated record. Gene Ontology annotation, cellular component: membrane. The transcript has a single exon. Bases 1 to 966 code for a protein of 321 amino acids. NCBI's taxonomy places the organism in Eukaryota, Metazoa, Chordata, Actinopteri, Clupeiformes, Clupeidae.